Molecule: messenger RNA, 879 nt
Organism: Prorocentrum cordatum
Lineage: Eukaryota; Dinophyceae; Prorocentrales; Prorocentraceae
Source: the annotation of a GenBank genome assembly
CAGGAGCCCUCCGACGACGAAGGCGUUCCGCUGGCCGUGGUGGUGCCUGCGGACGACCAGGACGAGACUCCAGGCUUCCUCGCGCAGAACUUGUUCUCGGUCAGCGCCUACGGGGAUGACCCCUCGCAGUUCGAGUCCAUGACGUUGAGGCUGUCCGACGCUAGCGUGCUGCCGAUGAGAGAUGUGUUUUCCAGGUAUCGGAUCGGGCAGUUCCAGGUGGUCCCCGACGGCCCUGGCACUAAGGGCAUCACGGUUCAGGGGGCCGCGUUCGAGUCGCACAGGUUUUCGGGGAGAUUGUAUUUCGACUUCAAUGCCAUCUGCGUGGGGCUGGGCCUCCAGAAGAACCACUCCAAGAGUAGCAAGUGGUUCAAUAAACGGCGGCAGCGGUGGGAAGUGCUCUCAGUCAAAUACGGGGGCAGCGGGAUGUGUUUGCGGAAGUCCGUCCCAUAUGGAGCCCAGCCCGACGACCUGGCGCAGCCUGAGAGAUGCUUGAUGUUCCCGUCCGUGAGUGCCAGGUUCACGCUGCUCUUAGCGCUGCGUAGUUCCGCGGCAGUGCAUGCCCGCCACGGCCUCCUCCACGGUGGCUCCAGGGAUGCGUUCGAGCGGCUCUUCAACGGCUUGCUUGGCAAGAUCCCCGAGAACUUCGACAUCCAUCUUCGGGCGGACCACGCCGCCUCCAAGGUAGCCGACUUCCACUUCGGCAGGUGCCCGUUCACGGUCACCGUCCGCGACGGCAUCGUUCGGGUCCAGUCCUUGAGGCGCCUGUUCGACGAGGGCAAGGUGCCGUACGUCAAGUGCGUGAGCGGCCAGAUAGAUAGGUUCCUCCACCUCGACGGCGAGGGUUUGUACACGUUCGUCGUGCAGCUGUACAACGCCGCG